This is a messenger RNA of Melitaea cinxia (Glanville fritillary), 935 nucleotides long. RefSeq names its product cytochrome P450 4X1-like. The record is from RefSeq and is a predicted model, not a curated record. Gene Ontology annotation, molecular function: heme binding; iron ion binding; monooxygenase activity. NCBI's taxonomy places the organism in Eukaryota, Metazoa, Arthropoda, Insecta, Lepidoptera, Nymphalidae. The transcript has 6 exons. The coding region runs from base 1 to 852 and encodes 283 amino acids.
AUGUAUACGAGAGAGAGGCGAGAGACGAAAAUUGUUCAUGACUUCGUGGAUAACCUCAUUUUAAGAAAAAAAUCGCUGAUCGAUGAACAAAAUAAAGCUGGAGAACAAUUUGACAAUCAAACAAUUAAGACAUUUUUAGAAUUAUUGAUAGAUAAUUCUAAUGAUACCGACAAGGGAUAUACCGAUGAAGAACUUCGCGAGGAGACGCUUGCUCUUGCUAUAGCGGGCUCGGAUACAUCGGCAGUAGGCACAUGUUUUGCUAUUUUACUACUGUCACAACACAUGGAUGUACAAGACAAAAUUUACAGAGAAAUUCAAGAAGUUUUAGGAGAUACAGACAAGACACUUGAAGCGGAAGACUUGAUGAAAUUCAAUUAUUUAAGAGCUGUGAUAAAGGAAACCUUAAGACUUUACCCCCCUGUACCUAUAACUGUGAGGUAUCUUAAGAAAGACCUUGAAUUACCUACUGGUAUAACUCUUCCUGAGGGUAGUAAUGUAGUUACAAGUAUAUGGGGUAUACACCGCAAUCCUCGCCACUGGGGUGACGAUGCAAACGUUUUUAAUCCCGAUCGUUUCCUGCCUGGAAAAGCAUCGCAACCCAACGCUUUUAUGCCAUUCAGCUACGGUCCUCGGAGUUGUCCUGGGUACCAAUACGCUAUGUUUUCGAUGUCAACUACGUUGAUAAAUCUCUUGCGACGUUACCGCAUUAAACCAGCGUCAAACUACAAAUACGAUGAGAACAAUCCGCUAAGAGUGUCGUUUGAAGUUAUGAUGAUACAUGUCAAUAAUUUCUCCGUUCAAAUUGAAUAUCGUAAUGAACCCAAUAAAAAUAAAAAAUCAGAAGAAAUGUAAGUAAUAUUGUACCUGUAUGAUAAGAAAAUAUUUAUGAUGUACUUGAAAUAUAUGGUUUAUAACAACGAAUUUUACAAAAUAUA